UUUGUCUUUUGUGUUGGGUGCUGCAGACAAAAAAGAGCUUAAAUUGCUUUAAAAUAUGUAUAAAAUUACUUUUAGAGCCUAAUCUAUUGAAUUAUUACCGUUAGAUUGUAGUGGAGAACCAGGAGAAUUCUAGAAGAGUGCAGAAUUUUACAAAUUUUUGCAAAACAGCAUAAAAAGUGGAACUUUUGGGGGAUACUGGAAGACUCAAUCACCGCCGUCCUACGAUGCUAGAGACAUCCGCUGAGCACAGUACAAACAACUCCGACUUCCGUCAAGCUACGGAAGCAUCACCGAUAAAUGCAGGGGGACGAAUAUUCCGGCAGUUUGGUGAAUUGAUGCGACCUGCGAGAACGGCUCGGAGUCCCACAGAUGGCUAUGUCGAGUUUGGGAACAUGGAUGCCGACAGAUCUGGCAGGACAUUGGGUACGUUCGCUGGUGUCUUUAGUCCGGUCGCCUUAUCGAUGUUCAGUGCGCUAGUGUUUAUUCGUGUUGGUUUCAUUGUCGGCAACGCUGGCUUACUCGUGACACUCUUGCAAUUCAUCAUCGCUUAUGCAAUUCUGUUGUUUACGGUAUCGUCAGUGUGCGCGAUUUCCACGAAUGGAGCUGUGGAAGGUGGCGGAGUGUACUUUAUGAUCAGUAGAACUCUCGGGCCCGAGUUCGGAGGCAGUAUUGGAACGUUGUUCUUCCUGGCGAAUGUCGUGGGAUGUGGUCUGGCGGUGACAGGAUGUGCCGAAGGCUUAGUCGAAAACUUUGGACCUUCCGGUACUUUUAAUCAAGUGCUUCCCGAUGGACGAUGGUGGCGAUUUCUCUAUUGUUCAUUGAUCGCAACUAUAAUUUUGUUAGUUUGUUUGGUCGGAGCUGGAUUAUUUGCUAAGACUUCAGUCGUAAUUUUGGGUAUCGUCACUGCAUGUCUUGUAUCGACAUAUCUAAGUUUCCUGUUUCAAGGAGAAAUGGAAGUGCCAAUACCGUCCGAGAAUGAAAUCGUGCAGAAUGCAACUCAUUUAGUCAAUGGCACCUAUACGGGCUUGCUCUCAAAGACAUUCUACGACAAUUUGUACGAGAACUACACGAGAGAUUAUUCAUCAGAAGGACGAGUUGUGAACUUUGCAAUCACUUUUGGUGUUUUAUUCUCAGGAGUUACGGGAAUCAUGGCGGGUGCCAAUAUGUCUGGUGAGCUUAAAAACCCAUCAAAAUCCAUUCCGAUCGGAACUUUGUCUGCUGUGAUAUUUACCUUCGUAUGUUACGUCAUCUUGUCGGUUUUGAUGGCAGCAACAACUUCGCGCUUCCUGCUUUCGAAUGACUUCCUGUAUCUCAUGCCGGUUAACUUGUGGCCGCCAUUUAUUGCGAUCGGCAUUGCAACUGCGACAUUUUCAACGGCAAUGAGUAAUUUGAUCGGAGCAAGUCGUGUGUUGGAAGCUCUCGCUAAGGAUUACGUCUUUGGACGUGCAUUGAAUUUCAUCAUCAAGGGAACGUACAAAGGCAAUCCCGUAGUAGCUGUUAUCACAUCUUGGGUAUUGGUGGAGAUGAUCUUGCUAAUUGGCUCUCUUAACACAAUUGCCCAGAUUAAUUCAGUUCUUUUCAUGCUGUCGUAUCUCGCUACGAAUUUGGCAUGUCUAGGCAUUGAAAUUACCGGUGCUCCCAACUUCCGUCCGACUUUCAAGUAUUUUUCGUGGCACACAUGCUUUGCCGGUCUCAUGGGAACUCUCGUCAUGAUGUUUGUCAUCAACUCCGUUUAUGCGUCUUCGAGUAUUAUUUUGUGCUUGUUACUCGUAAUUGCAUUGCAUCUGUUCUCACCAGCUGCACAAGGCGCACAAUGGGGCUCCAUAUCGCAAGCUUUGAUGUUCCAUCAAGUCAGAAAAUAUCUCUUGAUGUUGGAUUCAAGAAAAAAUCAUGUUAAAUUCUGGCGUCCACAAAUGUUGCUUCUAGUUGCAAGUCCUCGUAGUUGCUGUCCAUUGAUCCAUUUCGUCAACGAUUUGAAAAAGGGAGGUCUUUAUGUCAUCGGACAUGUGAAAGUGGGAGAUUUUGCGGAAAAUGAGACAAAUGGCGAUCCAACGGUAGAGGAAUAUACACAGUGGUUGGGAUUAAUCGAUCAUAUGAAAGUUAAGGCUUUCGUGGAGUUGACUUUAGCGAAGACGAUUCGCGAGGGAGUUCAACAUUUGAUCCGCAUAUCAGGAAUGGGAGCAAUGAAACCGAAUACAAUCAUCUUGGGAUAUUAUGACGAAGAAGUUUUAUAUGAUUUCUUUGAUUCUGAAAAUUCACCAUAUCACACAUCCCAAUUUGAUGAAAACGGAAUAAAACUGUUCAAAUUCCGUCAGCAAGGCGAAGGACGACGCCUCAAAGGUGACGAGUACGUCAGUAUCAUCGAUGAUGUCUUACGGAUGCAAAAGAACGUCUGUCUUUGUCGUCAUUUCCAUCGCUUAGACAAAAAUUUGAUUGCCAGAAGUAAUCACGUGAAAUACAUCGACGUUUGGAGCAUCAACAUCUUCGAGCCGUGCAGUGCGGAUCCCUUUAACGUUGUCAGUUUGUUCAUGAUGCAACUGGCAUGCAUUAUCAACAUGUUACCGGUGUGGAAAAAACUCGAAGUUCGUGUCUUUUUGUGCGAAACAUACGGUAACCAACAAUCUCCUACAAGUCUUGACAACAUGGGCUUAACCCUUGAACCAUCAGCUUACGUAAAGUUGAGUAAUCUUUUAAAUUCAUUGAGAAUCCAAGCGUCAAUUCAUGAGAUUCACGAAUGGAAUCGAAAUGAUGACUUUGUGCGACACAGUGUCGUCUUAAAACAAUUCACUAGACAUGCGGACACGGAUGGUCCACAAAUAACAGACGAGAUUUUAAAUAAAUCACGACUUUACAUGCAAAGAGCAAACCAGAUAAUCCGUGACAAAUCUGAUGCAACAGCUGUGACCUUCAUGUAUCUCGCUCCACCACCAAGAACCUCCUCCCCUAACUUUGCCGAAGUAAGUAAUCAAUAUUUGGAGCUAUUGACCGAGUUGACUUCUGAAUUACCACCUACUGUGAUGGUACACGGAAUUAAUGCAGUCACAUCUACCACACUAUAAUGAAAUGUAAUUUUUACUAGAUGCAAUUUUUUUUAAAAUAAAAUGUCUACACGUGAAAUUUAUAUGUACACAUAAUCGUGAGCGAUAUUAAAAUAACAAUAAACAUUCUAAGAUAGACGUAUUUAAUCUCUAAUAAUCAUAAAUAGAAUUUAGUCUUACUACUAAUUGUAUGUAAAUGUAAGAAAACUGUGAAGCAAA
Molecule: messenger RNA, 3257 nt
Organism: Culicoides brevitarsis
Lineage: Eukaryota; Metazoa; Arthropoda; Insecta; Diptera; Ceratopogonidae
Product: solute carrier family 12 member 9
Exons: 6
Coding region: 225-3059 (944 amino acids)
Biological process (GO): chloride transmembrane transport; potassium ion homeostasis; chloride ion homeostasis
Cellular component (GO): membrane
Molecular function (GO): potassium:chloride symporter activity
Source: RefSeq, a predicted model, not a curated record